AUGGCUGAUAACGGGAAUGAAAAGAGACCAGACUUGACUGUCGACUCUGGUUCACAUGCACCUAUUGAGGAUCAGCAGAAGAAUAUCUCGGACAGGAAUGAGAAGGGACCUACCGAUUUCGGGGCCGAACAUCGGCCUGCUGAUGAAAACAAUGAUCGUGACGAGGGAGAAGGUGAAGCUGAAUCAGUGGCUUCAAAGGAUGAAUUGAGGUUAUCCAAAGCUCGUUGUAUAGCUCUUGUCUGCACCGUCACUGGAGCUUCUUUCCUCAACACACUCUCUAGUCAAAGUGUAGUCAUCAUCCUCCCCCAAAUCGGUCGAGCUCUAGAUGUUCCUGAUACGAGGCUUCAAUGGGUUGUUUCAUCUUAUGUCUUGACAUUUGGUUGCUUUCUACUACUCUGGGGACGAAUAGCAGAUAUCUACGGCAAGAGACUCAUCUUUAUCCUUGGGUCUUUCUGGGUUACGAUUUGUUGCAUCGUUAACGCUUUUAUCCCUACUGAGAUUGCAUUUGACUUGUUUCGCGGACUACAUGGACUGGGCGCUGCUGCUAAUGUCCCGACUGCUAUUGGUAUUCUGGGCACUACAUUUCCUCCCGGGAAGGCAAAGAACUAUGCCUUUAGUGCAUAUGCUGCUGGUGCUCCCCUAGGUAGUGUCUGUGGUAAUCUAGUCUCAGGUCUCAUCGCCGAAUGGGCCAGCUGGAAAUGGGUCUUCGGUGCCCUCGCCAUAAUGGCCGGCAUGAUCGCUGUAGCCGGCGUCUUCUGCAUCCCUCCUCCACCUCCAGAGCUCCAGCCCGAGCAUAACAACCUCCGAGCCAAGACGGCAGCCAUCGACUGGAUCGGUGCUACUAUGAUCACUUGCGGUCUCUUGGCCCUCACCUUCGCUCUUACUGAGGGUAACGUCGUUGGAUGGACCGCCCCUUGGAUCCCAGUCCUUAUCGUUGUUUCGAUUGGUAUCAUCGUCGCUUUCUUCUUCUGGCAGCGGUAUCUUGAGCAAAAGACGAAUCGGCCUCCGCUUGUCAAGGUGUCCAUCUUUCACAACUGGCGCUUUACGGCUGUCAUGAUCAUUAUGGGCUUCUUCUUUGGUGGUUUUAACAACUACCUAAUCUAUGCCACCUACUACUUUCAGGACUACCAGGGCCUGUCACCACUCCAGACGAUGCUGCGAUUCAUCCCUACUGGUGUCAGUGGCUUCAUCGUCGCCUUUUGCACUGCCCAUCUUCUUUCGCGUAUCCCAACUUUCUUCAUCCUCGCCUUCGGCCAUGUCGCUGUAUGCAUUGCAGCAGUUCUCUACGCCGUGCCUAUUCCCCCAACGACAUCAUACUUUGCCUGGGGCAUGUGGGCUAUGAUUCUCUCAGUCGUUGGUGCGGAUACAGCCUGGCCUUGUCUCACACUCUUCACUUCCCAUGCACUUCCCAAAGAAGAUCAAGCUGUUGGCGGCGCUCUCAUCAACUCGUCUGGCAUGAUUGGCCGUGCUAUCUCUCUGGCUGUUGCCACAGCUAUUCAAUCCUCGGUCAUGGCAAAGGAAAGAGGUGUUAAUGUCCAGAAUGUCGGGUCGGUUGAGGAAUGGGAUGAUCCGUCACUCAAAGGUCUUCGAGCAGGAGCUUGGACAAACUUUGGUAUUCUCUUCGUAGCUCUUGCGCUGGUCGUAUAUACUUUUAGGGGCAUGGAGAUCAUUGGUAAAAUACCUGACCUUCCCCAAAGGCCGGAGGGGGUAGUCAAUCAGCAGGAUACAGAUGUUGAGCGACGCGGUUAG
This is a messenger RNA of Fusarium coffeatum, 1749 nucleotides long. RefSeq lists its product as uncharacterized. Lineage: Eukaryota; Fungi; Ascomycota; Sordariomycetes; Hypocreales; Nectriaceae. Gene Ontology annotation, cellular component: membrane. The coding region runs from base 1 to 1749 and encodes 582 amino acids. Gene Ontology annotation, molecular function: transmembrane transporter activity. The transcript is spliced from 4 exons. The record is from RefSeq and is a predicted model, not a curated record. Gene Ontology annotation, biological process: transmembrane transport.